GCAAACACUUUUAAGUCUUAACAGUACUUCUACACAGCUCCUAUAAAUUUGGCUAUCUGCUUCCCCCUAACUAUAUAUAUAUAAAAUCUAUACUUUCUGUUUCCCUCAUCAUUCAUACACAAACAAAACUUUACUAUCAAACAAGAAAAAUAAAGAAGAUUUUCUUCAGGAAUUGCUACUUCGUUGUAGUGGCCCCAACUAGCUAACCGUUUUUCCUCAGAAAUGUAUAAUUUUCCGCCGUCAUUAAUUCUGGGGCCACGGCGGCGUAACUUGGGAAUGGUGACGCCGGAGGAGUUGAUAAUGUAUCUUAUUGACAUUAAUCUUCGUGGAGAUGUUCUUAUUCAUCUCAACAAACUCAUUAAACAGAUGGGAGAAAAUUGCAUCGAUCUUGCUUUGGAGUUGUGGAACUCCUUUAAUACAGUCUACAUACUGCUACAGGAAGUAACGGCAGUGUACCAGAGGUUUUCAACCUCAACAUUAACCAUGGAGGAAUCUACUCGAGUUCGUAAUGCUCUUGCUGUACUUCAGUGUAUGGCCUCUCAUCCAGAAGCAAGAUGGGGGCUUAUCAAAGCAAACAUACCACAUUAUCUUUACCCAUUUAUCCAAAUUUCUACAAAUGAAAAGCCUCUGGAAUUUGUGAGGCCUGGCAGCUUGGAUCUUAUCGGUGCCCUAGCAAAGUUUGAUGAUCAAUAUGGGCCAGAAAUUCUUAAUUUUUUUCUAGAUACACAACUAUUUCCUAGGUGCCUGCACUGCAUGGAUCAUGGUGAUAAACUGACUGGGAAGGUAGUUCGAGGUGGUCAUAUUCUGCUUCUUUACAGAGAGCGUGAAUUGUAUAUGUCUUCACCUUUUGCGCUGAAACUUAUUAAGGUUAUAAAAAGAAUUGAUACUGGAGUGGAACAUUGAUUGACAGCUGGAACUUAGACAUGGUUAUCACAUUAAUUGAUGGGUGGGUGGUGCAAGUCUUGCGUCGACUGGUAUAGACAAACUUACUGGAAGCCCUGAUUUACAGCUGCUAAAAUAUGCUGUUCAAUGCUACCUAAGUCUUUCAUGAGGAUCAAUGUUAGGCGGGGUAUGUGAUGCUUUGAGAUGCAAUUUUCCUCCACAGCUAACUGACUACACCUUUCACAACUUUUUUCGUGAAGAUCCAGAGAUUCCAAAUAUGCUGCAGAAGAUAUUGUGCAAUAUAAAUCGGCCGGGAUAUAGAUCAUAAUUUCUAGGAAGAGGAUUGAAGCAUUGACUAGCAUGUACAGAUAGCAAACAUCAUAAAAGUCUUGGGAAGGAAUUCAACCCACUUGCUUUAGAGAAUCCAAUCCCUAUAUACUUGUAGGAAGAUAUUAUUCGGGAAAGGAAUAAAGAGCUUUCUUGGGUAACUCAAAUUGUGCUGUUACCAUAGUUGAAUCUUGUAAAGCUUGAAACUUCUUGCAGAGCUUAAACUAGGAGUAUUAGUAUUUCCUUGGUAGUAUACUACAAUUUUUCAGCUUUACUGUAGUAUAUGUAAAUGGUGAGUAUGAACCUCCAACUAGCUUUACUGUUUGCUUGCAGCUUUACUGUAGUAUAUGUAAAUGUUUUGAGUAUGAACCUCCAA
This is a messenger RNA of Lycium barbarum (goji berry), 1585 nucleotides long. RefSeq lists its product as uncharacterized. Lineage: Eukaryota; Viridiplantae; Streptophyta; Magnoliopsida; Solanales; Solanaceae. Bases 223 to 903 code for a protein of 226 amino acids. Gene Ontology annotation, biological process: negative regulation of translation; mRNA catabolic process. The record is from RefSeq and is a predicted model, not a curated record. The transcript has 10 exons. Gene Ontology annotation, cellular component: CCR4-NOT complex; CCR4-NOT core complex; P-body.